AUGGGACAAAACCAGGGCAAGGAGGGGGAGCCAGGGCAGGACAACAGCUCUGAAGGACCAGAGGAAAAGGGACCAAGCCCAGACCCUGGGGGAGCCAAAGAGGAAGGAAAUCUAACCAUUGAAACUCAUGGAGUCGGGACAGAUGAGGAGAACGGUGGAGGGUUGGAUGGAGGCCCAGGCAGGGAGUCACCAUCACCUACACCAGUGCACGCUUUGGAUUCUCAUGAUAAGGUGUGCGCUCCCACGGAGGGAGGAGAUGGCGAGAAAGAGGGAGGAAGAAAGAGUAAUGAGGAAGGCAGGGCUGGACCGCUGGCUUCACAGCAGCUGAAUGGAAUCACACAGUCUGACAGUGAACCAGACCACGAGAGAAAAGACUUGAAGAGUACACUAGAAGACCGUCUGGAGAACUUUAGGUGUGACCUUCCUGCUAAAGACAAAGCUGAAAACGGAUACAGAGGAGAAAACAAGAGUAAGAAGUGCGCUUCACAUGUAAAGAACAAAAUGGAGUCUGAUUGUCGAGAUGAUGACAAGCUGAAGAGCCAGGAGAAGGACAGAAAACUCGAUUUUGAAGCUACCUGUGAUAUUACAGGGCCUACCUUGGAGAUUCUGGAAGGGAAGGACGUUUCAAAACCACGUGGUGGGAACGCCAACACAAAUGUUCACUUCACAGUUCUAGACCAAGCGUUAGUCAUUACAGAAGACAUCAAGUUGAAGACCAGCAUGACUGAAUCGCAGAACAAGAGGACGAUUAACAAGCCCACAACAUCAAACCUUGUGAUGAACUCACAAGCAGAAACAUCAAAGGACAUCACUGAGGCAAUUGAGCACAGCAAUGAAGAAAUACAGAGGGAGCUGCCAGAGAAGAACGCCGAAACCCAAGGAGAAAACGUUACGGGCCGUCAGCCAACAGAAGAUGUCAUAAAGACCAGAUUUACUAGUUCAGCUCUGGCAGGUGCGGAUUUACCAAGCAAAGCUGUGAGUCUGAGCCCAGAGGACCUCAGUGCCUUAGAAGUGGCAUCCAAGAGCUAUCGACAAAUAUCUGCAGGCGAAUUCACACAGGACGAGUUUCAGAAAGAAAGGCAAUUUAAUGUGUCAGACUCUGAGAGCCCUUGGACCAAGGAACAUUCACUUGGGAGAUCACCCGCUGGAGGUCACAAAAAUAAAGAUGGCAUGAGAGAGAGCGAAGAAAGAGAAUAUCUGGAAUCUGCUUCAAAGGGUCCCUAUCAUUCCUAUGCAAAGAAAACCAAGAUAAAAGAUCAUUCUCUGUGUGGAACAGAAACAGAAGAGGGUUGUUUUGUGACAUCUAAUAUUGCCAUUGUAGGAACGCGGGGUGAAAACAAACCAUGGCUACAAAGAUAUGAAGAUGAGAAAUGCAUUGCAUUCUCUGAAGACAUUACAGAUUCGAACCCCCCUUGUAAAUCUGAUGUUCAAGUUAUGCAAGAAAAUGAAAAGGAGGAUUUCCCUCUUUCAGCAAAGGCCAAAGUACACACAGAGAAAAGUCUGGAAUGGUUUCUGGCUGAAGAAGUGAUAAAACCCCUUCCAGAGACUGUGAAGGAUACCACAUAUGAGAUGGAUCCAGAAUGUUCCUCUUCUGUAAGUGCACUGAUUGAUGUAGAAGAGCAACAGAGGAUUGUGGGAAACGCUAACUCGGCCGACAUGACGUCAUCAGAGAAAGACAAGGUCGGCAAGUCUACGAUCAGCUUGUGUAAGGAAACAUCUGCAACUGGUUCCAUCUCUGAGCUCAUUGCUGGUCCUGAGACAACUUCAGUUCGCAUUGAUGAUAGGCCAAGUGUGGACAAGAAAACAGAAGUCACUCUUUCUGCUUCUUCUCAGCUUCAAGAAACAUUUUUUUUGAAGGUUUUAACAAAUGCAGAUGUAUCCGGUCAGGUCCGGGAUAGUUGUGCUGCCGGAGCUGCAUUGACAGACAACACAUCUGCUGCAAAAGAUUUGCAACAUUCCUCCUCCGUGUGCAACCUUAUAAGUAUGCAAGCUAAUGAGAAACAAGAGCAGAACAAGCUGUCGACAAAUACAAAUUGUUAUAUGUUAGAGGAGAAACAUUCAAGCCAGCUUGACCGAAAGCAUGCAACAGAAAGCAGCCCAACCACCAUCAUGGAAGCACCACAGGGUGCACAGAAAAGACAUGUUUCUGAUAUGAUAAAGGAAACUAUUGAGUUGCAGAAGAAGAUGAAGGAGUGGUCCAAGCCCGCUGAGGCCCGGGUCGAUCUGACCUUAGAUCCAACACAGUCUGUGAAAGUGUCACAGAUGAAAGCAGCGUUUGAUUCACCGAAGAAAUCACCUGACAAAGCAUUAGAGAGAAAACCUUCAGUAAGAAAAGGUAGGAACAUUUCUGAGAAGGAUGCAAUUCAUGUAACUCCCUUGGGAUGGAGCAGAAGCCCCUAG
Carassius auratus (goldfish) is the source of this 2400-nucleotide messenger RNA. RefSeq lists its product as uncharacterized. The record is from RefSeq and is a predicted model, not a curated record. NCBI's taxonomy places the organism in Eukaryota, Metazoa, Chordata, Actinopteri, Cypriniformes, Cyprinidae. Bases 1 to 2400 code for a protein of 799 amino acids. The transcript has 2 exons.